AUGAAAGACAAGAGGAAGAAGAAGGACCGCACCUGGGCCGAGGCUGCCCGCCUGGCACUAGAAAAACACCCCAACUCACCAAUGACAGCAAAGCAGAUAUUGGAGGUCAUUCAGAAAGAAGGGUUAAAAGAAACAAGUGGAACUUCUCCAUUAGCCUGUCUGAAUGCAAUGCUUCACACUAACACGCGAAUCGGGGAUGGAACAUUCUUCAAAAUCCCUGGGAAGUCAGGCCUCUAUGCUCUCAAAAAAGAGGAGUCAUCAUGCUCAGCUGAUGGAACUUUGGAUUUAGGCUGUGAGUCUGAAUUGGAUGGCUCAGAGAUGGCGGAGGCCAAUGCCAGUGGGGAAGGAAAUGGAGUGUGUGCGAAGCAGGUAACUGAUGAGGCGUCUUCCACCCGAGAUUCAAGCCUUCCUAACACAGCAGUGCAGAGCAAGUUAGUGUCUUCCUUUCAGCAACACACCAAAAAGGCUCUCAAACAGGCUUUGAGGCAGCAGCAGAAGAGAAGAAAUGGAGUCUCAAUGAUGGUAAACAAGACUGUCCCUCGUGUGGUUCUGACACCAUUAAAGGUGUCUGAUGAGCAGUCGGAUUCGCCUUCAGGAUCUGAAUCUAAAAAUGGUGAAGCAGACAGUUCAGAUAAAGAAAUGAAACAUGGGCAAAAAUCUCCCACUGGAAAACAAACAAGUCAGCACUUAAAGCGAUUAAAAAAGUCUGGUUUAGGACACUUGAAAUGGACCAAAGCUGAGGACAUUGACAUAGAAACCCCGGGAUCUAUUCUUGUCAACACUAACUUGAGGGCAUUAAUAAAUAAACAUACAUUUGCUUCCUUACCUCAGCAUUUUCAACAGUACCUCCUGCUUUUGCUCCCAGAAGUGGAUAGGCAGAUGGGAAGUGAUGGAAUUUUACGCCUCAGUACUUCAGCUCUAAAUAAUGAAUUCUUUGCAUAUGCAGCACAAGGCUGGAAACAGCGACUGGCAGAAGGAGAGUUUACUCCAGAAAUGCAAUUGCGGAUAAGGCAAGAAAUUGAGAAGGAAAAGAAAACAGAACCCUGGAAAGAAAAAUUCUUUGAAAGGUUUUAUGGAGAAAAGUUGGGCAUGUCAAGAGAGGACUCUGUAAAGCUCACAUCUGGACCAAACAUUGAUGGAGCUGAAAGUAGUUCUUCAUGUGGGACCCCUGGCCUUCCCAGUCUUUCUGCACAGACUCCUUUGAAAGAACAACAGCCAAAAAGCAUGAAAAGCCCAACUUCUCCAGAGCCUGAAUUCUGUGCUACGCUUUGUCCUAUGGUAGAUGUAGGCAAAGAUGUAAUGACAGAGUCAGAAUCAGAGGACAUCUUGAUCCCUGAAGAAUCUGUGAUUCAGGAGGAAAUUGCAGAAGAGGUUGAGACCAGCAUCUGUGAGUGCCAGGAUGAGAAUCACAAGACAAUACCUGAAUUUUCUGAGGAGUUGGAAAAUCCAGUCACCUCUCAUGAAGAGCCACAAAUGGCACCUCCUGAAGAUCACGUGGAGUCUUGUGUUAUGAUGAAUGAUGUUUUGGAAACUUUGCCUCCUAUCGAAGUUAACGUGGAAGAGAAAUCAGAGUCUCCCCAGGAAGAGAUGUCUGUUGUCAUUGAUCAGCUGGAAGUCUGUGACUCCCUCAUUCCUUCCACUUUAUCUGUGAGUCAUGUUAGUGACACAGAACAUAAAGAGCCAGAAACUGCACUAGAGACCAACACUCCAAAAAUUAAAACAGGGUCAGCGUCCCUAGAAGGCCGAUUUCCAAGUGAGGGCAUUGCCGUGGAUAUGGAGUUGCAGAGCGAGCCUGAUGAGCAGCUUUCUGAAAAUGCCUGCAUCUCUGAAACAUCCUUCUCUUCUGAGAGCCCAGAGGGAGCCUGUACCAGUCUGACAUCCCCAGGAGGGGAAAACCAGUCCACUUCAGAGGAGUCGUGUACCCCAACCUCCCUUGAGACAACGUUUUGUUCUGAGGUGUCCAGCACUGAAAAUGUGGACAAAUAUAAUCAGAGAAAUUCCACUGAUGAAAAUCUUCAUGCAUCUUUGCUGUCAGAAAUCUCUCCAAUAUCCACCUCACCUGAGACAUCAGAAGCAUCUUUGAUGUCCAAUUUGCCUUUGACAUCAGAAGCAUCCCCAGUGUCAAAUUUACCUUUAACAUCAGAAACUUCGCCCAUGUCUGAUUUACCUUUGACAUCAGAAACUUCUUCAGUGUCUUCCAUGCUUCUCACACCCGAGACCACUUUUAUAUCCAGUUUGCCACUUCCUUCAGAAACAUCUCCAGUUUCCAGUUCUUCCAUGAAUGAAAGAAUGGUGCAGCAACAAAGAAAGUCCACUUCUGUAUCUGAAGAACCACCCUCCCCACAGAAAGAUGAAGGUUCUGCCCCUGCCAAGCCCUUGGGAGAAGGUGUUACCUCUCAACAGAAGAUUCUGUCAAAUGCUCCUGAACCCAUCAAAAUGGCUUCUUCUUCAAUUGCUCCUGAAGCGUAUUCAUCAGAAGAAUUGCACAGUAACACCCUGAAUCAGCAGCCGGGUAAAUCACACGUUGAAACUGAGAAAUCCUAUCCCACUUCGAUUCCAGAACUUCCUUCUACAGAAAUGAUAAAAGUGAAAAAUCAUAAUGUCCUGCAAAGAGCAGAAAAGAAAGGGAUGUCUUCACCAUUGGACUUACCCGUCUUUUCUGAAGAGACAGAGACUAAGGGAAAUGAGGUCCCAUCAGCUAAACUACAGGACAAACAGUACAUCUCCUCGGUAGAUAAGGCUUCAUUUUCAGAAGGCUCUAGAAAUAAAACGCAUAAGCAGGGGAACUCACAGAAUCGGCUAGAGAACUCACAUCCUUCCAAGCUGUCAGAGCCCUCCAAGUCCCCAGAUGGGGUAAGAAAUGAAAGCAGAGAGUCUGAAAUAUCAAAGAGGAAAACUGCAGAGCAUCACGGCUUCGGGAUUUGUAAGGAGAAGAGGGCUAGGAUAGACGCUGACCAGUCAUCUGCCGGACGGAACACCUCGUCCAGCAGCCCACCUGAGAAAGAGCCGCCCCCAAGAGAGGAGCCAAGGGUCCCACCUCUCAAGAUCCAGCUAUCCAAAAUCGGGCCACCCUUUAUCAUCAAGAGCCAACCCGUCUCCAAACCAGAGGCUCGUGCGUCUUCCAGCACCUCGGUCAGCAGCGGGAGGAACACGGGAGCCCGGACCCUGGCAGACAUCAAGGCCCGAGCCCAGCAAGCCAGGGCCCAGCGCGAGGCGGCGGCUGCGGCGGCUGUGGCAGCCGCAGCCAGCAUCGUCUCAGGAGCCAUGGGGAGCCCCGGAGAGGGCGGGAAGGCCCGGACCCUGGCGCACAUCAAAGAGCAGACGAAGGCCAAGCUCUUUGCUAAGCAUCAAGCGCGAGCCCACCUCUUCCAGAAUCCGAAAGAACCCCGGGGGCCUCCCCUGCUCGGCCCAAAGGAAGGGCCUCCAAGCUUAGACGUCAUUUCUCCUGCUCCUGAAACAAAAAUUGAAGGCUCACCUGGCGUCAUCAUUGUUAACCCGAACUGCCGAUCUCCCAGCAACAAGGCCGCACACCUCCGGGAUACCGCCACGGUUCUCCAGCAGCCUCUCACCCCGGCGAAACUUCCAGAAACCGCCGCGGACUUAUCUGUGCAUAGUUCUGACGAAAACACACCCGUGUCACACUUAUCUGAGAAAAUAGUUUCAUCUACCUCUUCUGAAAAUAGCAGUGUGCCCAUGCUUUUUAAUAAAAAUCCCGUCCCCGCGUCUGUCUGCAGCACCGCUCUGUCGGGAGCAAUUAAAGAGCAUCCCUUUGUGAGUCCUGUUGAUAAAUCCUCUGUCCUAAUGUCUGUUGACAGUGCAAACGCUACAAUUUCUGCUUGUAACAUAAGCAUGUUAAAAACCAUCCAGGGAACGGACAGCCCAUGCAUAGCCAUUAUACCAAAAUGUAUGGAGAGCACAUCUCUCCCUGCCCCCUCGGAAGGCACAGGCUCAGCCAGCCCCCACAAUGACCAGCUGGCACUGGUACCCAGCAGCAGUGCUGGCAGCCUCGUCUCUGCUCAGUACACCUCCGUGCCAGCUCCCUCGAUUGGAAGCAACUUGCCCAACCAUCUCUCCACUAGCUCUGUCUUGAUGCCCCCAACGGGAAUGAACAACAGAUACCCUUCUGAGAAGAUAGCCAUGCCUGGGAGCGAAGAACCGGCCACCGUGCCCAUGGGCACUACUGUGAGAGCCGCCCUCAGCUGUAGGGACCCCAUUGCGGUCACCGACGCCCUGGUGGCACGCCCACCCGUGGCAGUGUUUUCUGGAAGCAUGCUGACCAUCAGCUCUUACGAUAGCCCUCCCAAGUUAAGCACCGAAAGCCAUGACAAAACUUUAGGGACUCGAAACAGGGGAGACCCUUCUGGAAAACCUCAGCCAACCCCAGGCGGCUUCACACCUGCAGCCAUAAAUCGAUCCAUCCCGUGUAAGGUCAUCGUGGACCACAGCACCACGCUGACCUCCACACUGUCUCUGACCGUUUCCCUGGAGAGUGCGGAAGCCGGCUUGGAGCUCCAGACCCGGUCCGGGAGGACGGAGGCAGCUGGGCCACCCGUGGCCUGCCCGCAGGUGUCUGUCAUCAGCAGGCCUGAGCCGGUGGCCCCUGAAGGCGGAGAUCACGGUUCCAGUUUCAUCGCGGCUUCCGCGGCCGAGCAAGACAGUCAGACAAUGAAGGCCACUUGUCCGGGUCUUCGCGAAGGACUCCUGGUCGUUCCCGAUAAAUUAAAAGAGGGGGCUCCCCCGAGUCACAGCUUUGCCGAGCAGGCGCGUGGCUCAGCCGCGUUCAAGAGUGAAGCUGAUACCACCUGUAGCCAUCCGUACAACUCGGGCAGCCGGAUCUGCUGGAGCGAGGACGGGAUGCGGAGCACAGGCCAGCCUCAGCCCAACCACCCGGCUUCCAGCAAACAGAAGGACUAUCUGGAGCAGAACUGUCCCAAGUCCAUCAAGACCGAGCACGCCAGCUACUCGCACGUGGCGGAACUUCAGCCUCGGAGUCUCAUCACAAGCGUCACACUCCCCGUGAAGUCCGAACCUCAUGACGUGGACAAGGGCUUCAGGAUGGACACCGAAGACUUCCCCGGCGCCGAGCUGCCUGCUCCCACCGCCGAGGCAGCCCCGAGUGCGCAGCCGCCGCAGGCCGUGAAGGCCCCCGCCUCUGGGGCCUUGGAGGAGGCCGUCUCUUUGGCCACAGACAACCUGAAGCGGGUGCCCAGCGCUGGGAGCUCCAGCUGCCGUCUGUCCUCGGUGGAGGCCAAUAACCCCCUCGUCACACAGUUACUCCAGGGCAACCUGCCUCUGGAGAAAGUGUUGCCGCAGCCCAGACUGGGAGCCAAGCUGGAGAUCAACAGGCUCCCCCUGCCUCUUCCGACUACCUCAGCGGGUAAAGCAGCCCCGGAGAGGAACGCGGUUGAAAUGCCCCUCAGCUCGCCCAACCCAGAUGGGAAGGGCUACCUGGCCGGAGCCCUGGCACCGCUCCAAAUGAGGAAGCGAGAGAACCACCCCAAGAAGAGGGUGGCCAGGACCGUAGGGGAGCACACGCAAGUCAAGUGCGAGCCGGGGAAGCUGCUGGCGGACCCCGACGUGAAAGGGGUGCCCUGUGUCCUCGGCUCCGGCCUGAGUCCGCUGGCACACAGCCAGCCUCUGAAGCAGGAGUGGCUGAACAAGCACCCCGCGCAGAGCAGGAUUGCUCACAGCCCUGAGGUCAAACAGCAGAAGCGGCUGCUCCCCUCGUGUAGCUUCCAGCAGACCCUGUUUCACGUCGACAAGAAUGGGGGCUUCCAUCCCGACCCCGGGACCUCGCACAGACAGCAGUUUUACCAAAUGCCUCUGACACCCAGGGGCCCCCUUCCUCCUGCAGCCCUGUUACCGGCCUCUGCCAAGACCCCAGCGGGCUGUAACGCGUUCGCCUUCAACAGGCACCUUGAACAGAAGGGACUGGGGGAGGUUGGCCUUUCCCCGGCGCCUCACCAGCUGAGGUUAGCCAACAUGGCACCCCCCAACGUGCCCAUUAAAGAAGGUGAUGACGUCGGGGGGACCCCACACGGAAUGCCGCACAAGGCCCUGGUGCAUCUCCCGCCGCCCCCGCCUCCUCCCCCUCCCCCUCCCCCCUUGGCUCUGCCCCCGCCGCCCCCACCACCGCCGCCUCCGCUACCUCCGCCUCAUCCUAACCCGGAAGUCCCAUCCGAGCAAAAACAACCGCCGGUUACCAUGGAAACCACUAAGCGACUCAGUUGGCCACAGUCCACGGGCAUAUGUAGCAAUAUAAAAUCGGAACCUCUUUCUUUUGAGGAAGGUUUGAGCAGCAGCUGCGAACUGGGCAUGAAACAAGUUUCCUACGACCAGAGUGAGAUGAAAGAACAGUUGAAGGCCUUUGCGCUGAAAAAUGCCGAUUUCUCUUCCUAUUUGCUUUCCGAGCCGCAAAAGCCUUUCACCCAAUUAGCUGCUCAGAAAAUGCAGGUGCAGCAACAGCAGCAGCUCUGUGGAAACUAUCCAACCAUCCACUUCGGGAGCACAAGCUUCAGAAGGGCCACGUCUGCCAUUGAAAAGUCCAUUGGGGUUUUGGGAAGUGGCUCCAGUCCCACCACGGGCCUGCCUGCUCAGAACGCCCAGAUGCCUGUUCAGAACUUUGCCGACAGCAGCAACGCAGACGAAUUGGAACUGAAAUGCUCUUGCCGGCUGAAAGCCAUGAUUGUGUGCAAAGGCUGCGGGGCCUUUUGCCAUGACGACUGCAUAGGGCCUUCUAAACUCUGUGUCGCUUGCCUGGUUGUGCGAUAA
This is a messenger RNA of Rangifer tarandus platyrhynchus (Svalbard reindeer), 6771 nucleotides long. NCBI's taxonomy places the organism in Eukaryota, Metazoa, Chordata, Mammalia, Artiodactyla, Cervidae. The record is from the annotation of a GenBank genome assembly.